Molecule: messenger RNA, 3300 nt
Organism: Yamadazyma tenuis ATCC 10573
Lineage: Eukaryota; Fungi; Ascomycota; Pichiomycetes; Serinales; Debaryomycetaceae
Biological process (GO): transport along microtubule
Cellular component (GO): cytoplasmic dynein complex
Molecular function (GO): dynein light chain binding; dynein heavy chain binding
Source: RefSeq, a predicted model, not a curated record
AUGGACCGACAGUCGAUACUAGAACAGAAAAGGAAACGAUUGGAGGAAUUACGGCAGCGUAGGCUUGCCAACAACGAUGAAAAAUAUGCUGAUAAUGCUGUCAAAGAAGAAGCUAUAUCAAAAGUUAUACGAGUGGAUGCAUCUGUACAAACUCAAUCAGACAGUCCAUUUAGAUCAAACGCAACUUCAACUAUAAAUUCAUUGGAGAUCACGAAGUUUGACAAGGCAGUCCAAACUGUCAACAGUACACCAAAUCAUCCGGUACAAACUAGUUUAAUUGAAGUGAAAGAUGCCACUCAAAAAGAGUCCUUAGAUAGUAUUUUGUUGGACCUCAACGUUAAUGAAAAGGACUUACACAGUCUGCUCAAAAGUGCGGUCACUUUGUUGCAUGAAGUCUUGGCUACUUCAAUCGAGCCAAGUGUAGACUCUCCGGCUAUACAAACAGAUGAAGAGAAAGGUUUAAUUUUUGUGACAACAGAAGUCCAUGCCAUUAAGAACCGCGUACCAAUAUCUAUUGAAGUAUCAACAACCCCAAACGAGUUUUUGGUCAACUUCAAUAACAACGAAUUAGAGGAAUUUCCAGGGUUUGCGGUUAUAUAUCGAAAUCUAAACGGUAAAGUCAUUCCAAUGAAGUUUCUUGCUAGCUUGUCUCCUAUCAACUGUAUCAAAUUUGAUGAGUUUUCUCCUCUGAAAGUUAUCGGAGGGCUAACGAAUGGUAGGGUGGUAAUAUGGGAACUUGCUGAAUCCUCGGGAGAAGAUGCUGUGAUUCUUCCCACUUUAAUGAGCCCUAGUGACUAUUCUAAUGGCAAUUUACAUAAAGUUCCCAUCACAUCCAUUUCACAAAUCUCCACAGAGCCCAACACAUUCAUUACCACUUGCUUGGAAGGCUUGAUAAAUGUUUGGUCUACCAAUUUCUUGGAGUAUCCACAAUUUGAAGGGGUUUCUUUACCGAAUAAUACAGAGGAAUCUUUAGGGAUACUUGAACAACCCUUUAAAUCAAUAAAACAUGCCAUUUUGCUUGAAAACGGCGAUAAAAAUGUGUUGAAAGAUCACAAGUUCUUGAACCUGAUGAUCAUUAGUACUGAGACACAUGGUGUGCAUCAACUUAUCAAUGAUAGCAAACUUGGAUACAUCAAAUCUACUAUUGAAACCAAAAUAGUGGGAUCUAUGACGAAUAUCGGCUACAAAGACGACUCGUCUUUAACAGCCUUGACAUGCUAUGACUCAAACAUCUACAUCUUGAACAACCAUAAGAAAAUAUUGAAGAUAGCUACGGAUUAUAUGGUAUUAGGACUAUUCAAACGCCCGACUACACAAUUCCAAUUUGUUACUUUUGGAUUGUUUGACGAACUUGAAGAUAAAUUAACAACGGUGAUAGACUUCUGGGAUUUGAAUGUCAAUACUAGAUCUCCAUUAUUCUCUUUGAGAAGGCCAUCUUCAAACCACCCGACCUCAGGAAACUUCGAAAAAGAAGGAAAUAUUUUUUAUAUGGGGUCUUCUGAUGGCAUCCUUUCAGUUUUGAUAUUGGAUACAAACUUUAUUACGAAAGGAAACAAUAACGAUACAAUUCAUGAAAUAGUCUAAUAUACAUUAAUGAAAUAACUACGGAAAUGGCCGCUUGUUCUAUCAAUUUGGUUCAAGUGAAAGCCGUGAAAAGAUUGUCUCUUGUAGAUAUGGUGAUAUUCUUCGCAAUAUCUGUGUCAGUGUCUCCAGGAUGUUGUUGGAUCGAAAUGCAAUCACGGGAAGCUAAUGCUAACAAUUCAAAAAAACACUUGGAGGCUUCUUUCUUCAUGUUCAACACGUUUGAGUUGCCUCUUUUGAUGGUUCCUAGAGGUAAUGGUUCGGAGCAUGAGCUGUCUCUCUCUAUAAUUGUCUCAAAGGGAAUGGCUUGAUUUGUAUUCUCAGAUUUGAUCAAGUCCACAAUUUGUUUAGUGGAUGAAGCUGCUUCAUUAUCGAGUUGAAGCUGGGGAAAUUGUUCAUCGAAGUCAAUUUCGUUACCCUCUUCGUUUCCAAACUCCGGUAAUGAAAGAUCAAAGUUGAAGUCAUCGAAACUGCCUUGAAAUUGGUCUUCUUCGUUGAGUUGAUCGAAGUUGCCAAUAGUAUCCAAAGCAUUAGUUUCUUUGGUACUCACGUCAUUGCACAACCUAGUCAAUUCAGUGUUCAAAUCCCAUAUCUUUCUUUUUUUAAACCCAGCUGGUUCGGAAAGUUCUUUAAUGAGAAGUAACUUGUCAUUGUCAGACAACCUGAAAAUUGCAGACUCUUUACGCCAGUCGCCAUUCAAUUGCAAGUAUUGUAAAUGUUUCAAUUCUUCAAUUGUUAUCCCACUGUUCAACUUCUCUUCAGAAUCCACCUGAAUCUUUCUCUUAUUGGUCUUCAAAACACCAUCUUCUGUUAUUCCCACCAACUUACGACGAUGAACAGGCUCCUUUACGGGUAACGUCGAUUCAUUUGAAGGAGUAACAGGUUCGUUACUAUCGGGAGGAGAGUUCGCUUCGUUCUCAUCAAUUGUCUCUAAAGGAGCAUCAAACUCCAACCCAAACUUGUUCCCAGAGUCACCAGUGUCUAUAUCGAACGAAGAAAGCUCUGGAUUUGUUACCGAAGUCUCUCUUCUUCCCACUUCGAUGGAAUCAUCAGCAUCGAAAUUAUUAAAGUCCAAAUCGAAAUCAAGAUCAUCAUGCAUCAUAUUAUCAUCAUCGUCAUUAUCAAGUCCAUUGAAUCUUCCAUAUUCAACUGAAUGAUCAAGGUCUCCAUCGUGGGAAACACUCACUUCUUUCUGGCUAAACAACGAAAAUGGGUCACCAGUGGAUCUUCUGUGGUUUACAUCGUCCAAAGAGAGGCUUUCUUGGUACAAUAAGUCGUACCGCGUGACCCGGUCCGGCAAGGUUAUACUGCCGAUGUUAGUGAUGGUGCUGCGACCCGCAUUGAUAUUCUGGUGUCUGUGGCCGGUCUCGCUGCCCAAGAGUACUCCUCCACUAGCAAACUUGAAGGCAUUUUUCAACUUGAAAAGAAUGUCAUUGGCAUCAUCCAAAAGAUACUUUGUCUUCCUGGAAUAUAUUCUCACGAUCCCUAACAAAAGCUGACCCGAUAACCGUAAAGUGAUGUUUUCUGAUGAGGAUAUGGGUUGAUUCAAGAGGGUAGUGGAAGUGAUGAGGUUUGUGUUGAGAAGCUGCUGCUUGGUGAGCUUCUUCUCAUAGUUGGCUGCCAUCCACACCGGCGCUAGCGGGCCCUCCUGAAGCUUGCUUGUGUACAUGUUGAAGGUUGUAACAAGUAUUAAAGAGGGUGAAUAAACAACUGAAGAAU